Molecule: messenger RNA, 342 nt
Organism: Paraglomus occultum
Lineage: Eukaryota; Fungi; Glomeromycota; Glomeromycetes; Paraglomerales; Paraglomeraceae
Source: the annotation of a GenBank genome assembly
AUGCAAUUAGACGAUGACAGGCUACAAGUACAAUCAUCGUCAAUGAUAUCGAAAAGAAAAGAAGGGAAGUUGAACGCGAAUAACAUUGCCAAGAAGUUGGUAUCAAUGCAAUUGGACACUACUCUACUGACACCCAUUGUGAAGAUGGAAGGCAAGUGUGAUGAGAGAAAUAAAACAAAGGCAGGGUCAAUACAGGCCUUUCCGUUACCGUCCUACAAAAGAAAGAAGACGAAAGCAAAAGUUGGACGUCGCAAGUCACAUACGAAAUUGCGAACGAAGGUCGAGAGAGCCUUGGUGAAUAUGGAUAAAGCUGAAGUUAAAGCCGCCAAAAGACGUGAAAAG